AUGAUCGAAGAUUGGGCCAUCAGGCUCCUCCCCGUCGAUGCAGACGGGUCGUGUUUCUACUCAUCGAUCGCGAUUGCUCUGAACGAGUCGAUGCCAAGCUGGGGGGAAAACAAAAAGAUAAAGGGUAUGUUGAGGAAUCACUGGCACCGCGUCCUCGAACUUGGCGUGGAGUCACCCGACAUCUUCACCCCGAAAUUUGUGAGCUACAUUACCUCGACCAGCAUCGACCAAGACGACCUGGAGGCGUACAACAGCAUCGCCAGUGCGGACAACAAAGAGCCCUUCGAUUCCAUACCCAAAUUGGCAGCACAUGUCCUCAACACCAACUGCUGGAUCGACACGGUGACAUUCGGCGCGUUCCUAGAGUCUCUCGGCUGUUCUAUCGCCGUCGUCGUCAUCGACCACGAAAUCAAAGAACCGCUGUGUGUGUUGGACGAACUCACGCAGAACAAAGACGUUGUUCCUAUCUGCCUCCGGUGGUCAAGUUUAACGUUUGGAAUCAAAGAACUUGACAUUCAACUUCUGACCGGGAACAUUGACAAGUCCAGACUUUUCAAGCUCGAGGAAAAGGAAAAGGACGAUUACAAACGCAUCAAGGCCAACACGUUGAAAAUAAAGAACAAAGGCCGCCGAAUCAAGCAGCUCGAGUCCACCGUGGCGGCUCUGGCGGAGAUGCUACAAUUGAUCGCGGGGAAGCUCAAGAAGAUGGAGUCCGCCACGCCCUCUGCGCCCGAGCCUGAUUCCCGAUCGAAGGCGCCACCGUCAUCGAGUAGGAACACCGGCAGCAACGCAUCUCGGCGGAUCUCGUCUAUGAAGGGCAGGUCGGAGGAUGCUCAGCUGGCACGGUCAGCGAUAAUCGCCUACAUGAAGAAGAACGAUAAUCUGCCCGAGAUCGAAAAGGAUACCUGGCAGAAGGUAGUUUGGCGGAAGAAAGUCCCGAUCAGGACUUAUGUGAAGAGGAUCGAGGACAUUGCGUAA
Ectocarpus sp. CCAP 1310/34 is the source of this 978-nucleotide messenger RNA. The record is from the annotation of a GenBank genome assembly. NCBI's taxonomy places the organism in Eukaryota, Phaeophyceae, Ectocarpales, Ectocarpaceae.